Molecule: messenger RNA, 2022 nt
Organism: Daldinia caldariorum
Lineage: Eukaryota; Fungi; Ascomycota; Sordariomycetes; Xylariales; Hypoxylaceae
Product: Dfp1/Him1, central region-domain-containing protein
Exons: 3
Coding region: 1-2022 (673 amino acids)
Biological process (GO): positive regulation of nuclear cell cycle DNA replication; regulation of cell cycle phase transition
Cellular component (GO): nucleus; Dbf4-dependent protein kinase complex
Molecular function (GO): zinc ion binding; protein serine/threonine kinase activator activity; nucleic acid binding
Source: RefSeq, a predicted model, not a curated record
AUGUCUAACAGACGAGUUCCUCUAUCUACGAACCAGAAUGCGGCCAAUUCCCCUCUGCGUAGCAACGCUCUACUCAAACAGAAACGUACCGCAGCUCAGUUACAACGGGAAGAACAAUAUGGCCAACCCCCUCCGGCCAAGAAGCAAAUUAUUGAGGGUGGUACCCAGCGUUUGAUCUCGUCACAACAGCAACGGGCGUCCAAGAGUCAAAUUCCUAUACAGAUACGUCGCAAUGCAAAUACCUACGAGAACAAGUUAGCAAAGGAGAGAAGUGGUAGUUCUCACCAUCAACGAUCUCAGCAGCCCGCACCUGCUUCUCUUGGAUAUACUGAGAAGGAUAUUGAAGAAAUUCAGAUAUGGCAGCAACAUCAUAGGGCUAGGUUCCCUAAGCUCGUUUUCUACUUCGAGAAGGUUCCUAUUGAGGCUCACAAAAAACUUGCUAAGCAAAUUGGUGCUUUGGGUGCUCGUGAAGCAGCGUUCUUUUCUAUUGAUAUCACCCAUGUCGUCACCACCAGGCCUAUUCCCUCCGAGAAGAGCGUAAGCCGUCAAGAUGAGGAGACGACCGCCGCCGAGAAGCACCAAGACCAUAUACAAGAGCAGGUGCCCGAGCAAGACCAGGAACAAGAGGAGGUCAAGACUAUUAAUCCUUCCCUAUUAACCCGGCUUACAGAGGCCUCUACGAAGAAGCGAACUCUUGACAGAGAUGCCAGGACGCAGAGAAUUGCAUCUCAGAGCCAGGUCGGUGCACUCAAUCAGCCAAAGCGGAGCACUGACGUGUUACUACGUGCGAGGGAGAUGGGGAAAAAGAUCUGGUCUUUAGACAAGUUACAGCGAAUGAUGGCUCUACUCCUUGAGACGGAUCCGUACAUCAGUGUAGAAAUUGCGUAUGGAGCUCGCAAAGCAAGAGAACCCGAAUCUCGGACGACAGAGGAUCGCAACCUGUUACAUCUUCUCCACAACGAACGAGUCAAUGGGCCAUCCGACCGAGACCCCACUGUGAAUGGUCAGGAGCUGCAUUACUUUAAGGGUCCGUAUAUAUACGUUUAUGACGUUGAUGAGAAGCAAAAGCCGAUUAUGGUCAGAGAGUACAAAAAGGUUGCCGAAAAGGCAAAGGGUGAUUGGCCCCAAUUUCGUACGGCCGCGUUGGGACGGUGCCCAUUCAUUAACGAGCACGAGCCGAGAGAUUCCCGACCCGAGCCCAAGCCGAAAGUCCAGGUGACUAGAGCCGCCACUGAGAGUAAGCCUGCUCCUCAAUCCUUUAAGAUGGAACCGCCGAAGCCCGUAACUGGAAAACGAUCCUUGGGCGAGAUGGAAAAAGGUCAUGGCCGGGGCUCUAGCGUUGCCUCCGUUGACCCGUUCAACUCAUCUCGGUUAUCCGCUGGUCAGAUCACGGAUUCACGACUAAACGCGUUUACCGGCCGCGCUCCUACCCGCCUCUUUGGUGGCGAGCCAGUUGCGUCCGGGGUGCAACCUUCGAAUGUGACAUCAGCAAUUCGGUCACAGAUGAUUUCUUCCACAGCAACAACGCCAGGUCUCAUAACUGGCCUAAGCAAAGAAGUCCAUGGUCUUCAACGCCAGGUCCUAAAGCGCAACAGUACUGCCACUUCGCAAGAUCUGAGCUCCCGCCGAACUACUGAGACCAACCCGCGAGAUGAGAUGCCGGUCAAGCGAGCGUUCCCCUUGAGCCGCACGUCGAGCCGGAAGCUAGACUUGGUCGAUGAAGAUGCGACCGACAAAGACACCCAGGAAGGACUCAAAUCCAAGGCCGUGCCGCGUGCAGAAAAGCGAGAGUCAGCUCAGCCAAAGAAAAGCGAGCUCAAACCGGGUUACUGUGAGAAUUGCGCCGAGAAAUACGCUGAUUUUGAUGAGCACAUUCUAUCCAAGAAGCAUCGUAAAUUUGCUGAGGAUGACCGCAACUGGGUCGACUUGGAUGAUCUCCUUGUUCAUCUUCAGCGGAUGCCUAAGCGCAAGUCUUUCUCAUCCUGGGUUCCUUCUCUUCAAGAGUGUGAGGAGACAUAUUAG